Cylicocyclus nassatus is the source of this 426-nucleotide messenger RNA. The record is from the annotation of a GenBank genome assembly. Lineage: Eukaryota; Metazoa; Nematoda; Chromadorea; Rhabditida; Strongylidae.
GUUGAUUGCACACUCUUAUACGACGAUUUUUCGUGGGGAUUCAGGUAUAAGGCUAGCGAGGAGUGCGAAGUUUGGAUUUGGGCAACGAAUGAGCUCAAGCAAUUCAUUAUGGUUGGUCUCAUUGCAGUGACGGACGCGAUAACAAUUGUAAAAGUGCGCUCGUAUUUAAGCCAGAUGCCCGGUGACUCAGAGCAAGCGCUCUCCAAGCGGAGAUCAGAAAUAAAUCUGUUCAAACAGGCAUUGUUGCAAUUUUUCAUGUGGGUCGCCGAAAUGGUGUGCUACUUCUACAUUGUCAAUUAUUUCACUCAUAAAUUUGUGCGAUGGAUGCUCUCAACUUUGGCAUGGAUUGUCAUGCACACCUCUGAUGCAUUUUCGGUUAUUUUUAUAAAUCAAGAGUUGCGAAAGCUGUUUUGCAACCCAGCACUG